This is a messenger RNA of Grammomys surdaster, 2651 nucleotides long. RefSeq names its product carbohydrate sulfotransferase 1 (gene Chst1). Gene Ontology annotation, cellular component: Golgi membrane. NCBI's taxonomy places the organism in Eukaryota, Metazoa, Chordata, Mammalia, Rodentia, Muridae. The transcript has 3 exons. Gene Ontology annotation, molecular function: keratan sulfotransferase activity; N-acetylglucosamine 6-O-sulfotransferase activity. Bases 578 to 1813 code for a protein of 411 amino acids. The record is from RefSeq and is a predicted model, not a curated record. Gene Ontology annotation, biological process: keratan sulfate proteoglycan metabolic process; N-acetylglucosamine metabolic process; carbohydrate metabolic process.
CAGCCACCGCCGCUUUCGGCUCGGGGACGCGAGGAGGGUACUCCGUGAGGCUCCGGCCUCCGUGGCUGCUGCUGUCCUCCGGAGCCUGGGGCUGCAGUGCUCGGGGUCCUGGUGGCUGGCUCUGAGCCCCUCUAGCUCACGAUCACGCUCUCUCUCUGCUCAGGAAAAGGCACUGUGCUGUGCGAGCCACCCGGGGCUAGAGCCCCCGGGCCAUGGAGAGGGGCCCGUAAGGGACGCGCGGAGGCGGAGGAAGAGGCUUGGGAGGAGGGAGGCCGAGGAGCAGGGCGCGGGAGGAGGAGGAUGCCGCCGCCACCACCACCCGCGGCCCCCUGGCGAGCCUGACUCCGGACCCAGGAUGGAGCCGGCGCUGGGCGCUGCAGCGGCUCUUGGCGCGCCCGCCACCAGGUAACUGCUGUGAGUGCUGCAUAUGGUUGGAAGAAGAUUCCUGUCCCCAGUUGUCCCUUUGGAGCUACCUUCUCCACCUGAAGGCCUGGGGUGAUUCACCUCCAUCACAGGACCAGUUGAAUUCCAGAAGACCCUGUGCCUUGGAGCAGCAGCCCCAUGACGGUGCCCAGCCAUGCAAUGUUCCUGGAAGGCUGUCCUCCUCCUUGCCCUGGCCUCCAUUGCCAUCCAGUACACAGCUAUCCGCACAUUCACUGCCAAGUCUUUCCACACUUGCCCUGGGCUGACAGAAACUGGGCUGGCAGAGCGGCUGUGUGAAGAGGGCCCCACCUUCUCCUAUAACCUCUCCAGGAAGACCCACGUCCUCAUCCUGGCCACCACACGCAGUGGGUCAUCAUUUGUGGGACAGCUCUUCAACCAGCACAUGGAUGUCUUCUACCUGUUUGAACCUCUUUACCACGUCCAGAACACGCUCAUCCCUCGCUUCACCCAGGGUAAGAGCCCCGCAGAUCGAAGGGUCAUGCUAGGUGCCAGCCGGGACCUGCUGAGGAGCCUUUAUGACUGUGAUCUCUACUUCCUGGAGAAUUACAUCAAGCCACCUCCGGUCAACCACACCACCGACAGGGUCUUCCGCCGAGGGGCCAGCAGGGUCCUCUGCUCCCGUCCAGUGUGUGACCCUCCAGGGUCCUCUGACCUGAUCUUGGAGGAGGGGGACUGUGUGCGCAAGUGUGGCUUGCUGAACCUGACCUUGGCAGCCGAAGCUUGUCGUGAGCGUAGCCAUGUGGCCAUCAAGACUGUGCGGGUGCCCGAGGUGAAUGACUUGCGGGCCCUAGUGGAAGACCCCAGGUUGAACCUCAAGGUCAUCCAGCUUGUGCGAGACCCUCGUGGCAUCUUGGCUUCUCGGAGUGAGACCUUCCGGGACACCUACCGACUUUGGCGGCUUUGGUACGGCACAGGGAGGAAGCCCUACAACCUGGAUGUGACACAGCUGACCACGGUGUGUGAGGAUUUCUCUAGCUCUGUGUCUACUGGCCUCAUGAGGCCCGCCUGGCUCAAGGGCAAGUACAUGCUGGUACGUUAUGAGGACCUGGCCAGAAAUCCAAUGAAGAAGACAGAGGAGAUCUACGAAUUCCUGGGUAUCCCCCUGGACAGUCACGUGGCACGCUGGAUCCAGAACAAUACGAGGGGCGACCCCACUUUGGGCAAGCACAAAUACGGCACAGUGCGCAACUCAGCAGCCACGGCGGAGAAGUGGCGCUUCCGCCUCUCCUAUGACAUCGUGGCCUUUGCCCAGAAUGCCUGCCAGCAUGUGCUGGCCCAGCUGGGCUACAAGAUGGCCAACUCGGAGGAGGAGCUGAAGAACCCAGCCAUCAGCCUAGUGGAGGAGCGCGACUUCCGCCCUUUCUUGUGACCUGGGUGUGGUGGGGGUGGGAGGCAGGUGGCUCUGGUUUUGCUGACGUGGACCUACUAUGGGCCGUUUUUAACUGUUGCCUUAUCUCCCUCCUCCCUCUCCCACCCUGACUGUGUGUCUUUUCCAGCCCCUGUCCACUCCCCUCCCUUUUGCCUCUCCCAUACCAUCUGUGCGUCCUUCUUGCCCUUGUCCACCCCCUUCUCUCCUGCCUCUUUUUGCCCCUGAAAUUUGCACUAUGUCUCUGGAGGGGAACACUGGGCAGAGGGCGUGAGAUGUGGGGUUACGCCCCCCACCCCAUUUAGACACAAGGAUGGUGGGUCUCUAUGCGGAUGGGGACAAUGUUUACAGGCACCCAAUCGCACAUUCACACGUGCACACAGGCACACAAGAGGUACCCCAGCACAUAACUUGUAGUUUUUGUAAUUGUCUUCUCAAGGUAAUGGGAUGGACACAGAGGGACCACACCUCCCCAGUUUAAGAAAAGGGCCCAUCCCAGCCCCCUCCCGGCUCUCUCCCCUGGAGCAGGGCACCCGUCCCUCCUGCACAUCCUUGCCUGCUGGUGAGCAGGGUUUUACUGUGAGGUGAAUUGGGACUACGUUCUUUCUAUUUGGUUUGUGGUGAGCUUGUCUGUCUGAGUCUUGUGGCUACCCCUAGACCAAUAAUGAUUAAUGAAUCUUAGGAGUUUCGGAUUGAUCUUGGGGUCCCUCUGUGAUAUUUCUUUGUGCCAAAAAACAAAAACAAAAAAAAAAACAAAAAAAAAUGUGGAUCAGUUUGCUAAAUGAAAAUUGAAAUGCUUUAUUUGUGUUUUCUGUAAAUAAAAAUGUGCAGUACUGCCUGA